Oncorhynchus mykiss (rainbow trout) is the source of this 956-nucleotide messenger RNA. NCBI's taxonomy places the organism in Eukaryota, Metazoa, Chordata, Actinopteri, Salmoniformes, Salmonidae. The record is from RefSeq and is a predicted model, not a curated record.
UUUUGGUUCCGGGUCCGUCGGUGAUGAAAUAACUAAUGAGAAAUUGGAUUUGCAAAGAUUUGCUUCUUAUUUGUGCAAACAUAGCAACUAAAGUUGAUCAUAUGAGCGUCGCCAUGGUGUCAAAGUAAGCUGGAGAGGCUUGCUUGCUAGCUAACUAGUCUCGACAAGUUUGAUACGGAUCAAGUCUUUGUUGGUUUAUACGAAAUGUGUUUGCUGCUCGGUGCAACCGGUGUUGGAAAAACUCUUCUCUUGAAACGUUUACAGAAGCUCAGUGUGAGAGAUGGCACAACUGAUUUAGGGGAACCCCCUGUUACUCUACCUACGGUGGGCACCAACCUGACAGACCUGACUCUGAAGAGGAAGAGGGUGACUGUGAGAGAGCUGGGAGGCUGUAUGAGUCCUAUCUGGCCCAGUUACUAUACGGACUGCUCCUCUGUCAUCUUCAUGGUGGACUCUGCUAACACCACCCAGAUCUCGUCGUCCUGUAUCCAGCUCCUGUCUGUCCUCUCUGCUGAACCUCUCCACACAGCCUCUGUCCUGGUUAUCUUCAACAAGAGGGACCUCCCUUGUACCAUGAGUCUCGUAGAGAUGAUGUCACUGUUCAGGAUGGAUGACAUCAUCGCCUCUGCCACCCAGCCAAUCACGACCGUGGAACUGAGCGCUCGUUCCGGCCAGGGACUCCAGGAGGUGUUGGGCUGGCUGGACUCCACCCUGACUGACUGACAAGAGUGAUGUCAUAGAAGCAUCUUCCUUCCAGGAAACAGUUCCUCAUUGCUGGUGCUUUCAAGACAACUGGGAACUCUGGGAAAAAAUACGAGGUCAAAUCAUGACGUCAGUGAUUUUCAGGUCAGAAAGUCGGUGCUGUAGGAGGCCCGAGUUCCCGAGUUGGAAUUUCAAGUUGGAUGACCGUAAAAAAAAUAACAGUUAUCUUGAACGCACUGAGUUCCCAGUUGCUU